This is a messenger RNA of Leptomonas pyrrhocoris, 2397 nucleotides long. RefSeq names its product protein kinase-like protein. Gene Ontology annotation, cellular component: nucleus. Gene Ontology annotation, biological process: protein phosphorylation; regulation of mitotic cell cycle. Gene Ontology annotation, molecular function: cyclin-dependent protein serine/threonine kinase activity; ATP binding. NCBI's taxonomy places the organism in Eukaryota, Euglenozoa, Kinetoplastea, Trypanosomatida, Trypanosomatidae. Bases 133 to 2397 code for a protein of 754 amino acids. The record is from RefSeq and is a predicted model, not a curated record. The transcript has a single exon.
AGCCAUGUAAGAAGGGAGAAAGAAGCGUUCAUCGUGUUUCUCUGGGUUUUCUAUUUUGCACCCACGCUACGACAACAAUACGAAACGGGCGAACCCAUCCACCAAACAAAUAAAACUAAAUUGAAAAAAAAAAUGCCUGUCAGUUCUCUACUCGAGCGCAUGCGCAAGAAGCUCCAGGAGAAGGCGGCGGCAGCGGGUGGAAGCAAAAGCGGACCCGCAGACUCUACGAACGUCGGCAGUUCUAACACUGGCGAGGACGGUGCUCUCUCCAACUCUAACGCCCCUCAAAACAGCAGCAGUAAUUACGCACCACCAGCUAUGCCGCUUCCACCUCCGGUGUUCGCCUCACCGUCCUCCGCUCGCCUUGACUACCGCGACACGGCCAACGACCCCCUCUGUGUGCCCUUCACGGCCGAUAUGGCGGCGCCGAUUCUCACGCAGCUUCUUCACACGUUUUCCCCGACUGAGAUCGAGCCAGCAGAUGCAGCGAAUGCGUCUACGGCACCUGCCUCGACGGACAAACCGUCCGAUGUGCCAAUCGAAUCCGAAAGGGAAAGUCCCACCUCUGCCACAGCACACUUCACCGCUGGCGUGCACGGAGAUGCUCGGUCAGUGCAGCGCAGCACAGCCGUCGUGGACGAGGCGGCGCGGCACCUUCGCGAGUUCCUCGCCGUCGUCGUACACGACGAUACCUCAGCCGCUGAAGCGAGUUCACCGGCUCCUUCCACGACCACCUCUACCACUCCCACCACAAGUCUUUAUGAGGACACUGCGUACGUCAAGGCAUGUGCGUUGGGGCGGGUCGACGUCUCCGGUGCGGUGCGGCCGAUGUGUCGCGAUGUACAGCGCUACAAGCGCGUGGGGUCCAUCUCCCAAGGCGUCUACGGCGUCGUCUUCCGUGCUGUCGCUGCCGACGAUGAUGGCGAUGCGGCGCCGAAUAGCACCGACGAAGUGGCUAAUUCGAAGACUGCGGUGCCGACGACGAACUCCUCCUCGGCCACCCCGUCAUUGCCGCUACGCAAGUCCUAUGCACUGAAGCACAUCAAGAAGAUGUGGCUGGAGGACUCGCAGAUUGGCUUCCCGCCGUACCUCAUGCGCGAGAUAGACCUUCUCUUGCGUUUACGGCACCCGAAUGUGAUGGGGGCACGGGAGCUGGUACUGCUGGACCCCACGCCGCUCCCGCAACCGCGGCCGAUGCUGGCGGUGUCGAUGGGUCCCGCUUCUCACGUUGCGCACUCCCGUCGACGACCUCGUGAGGCCGUCGAUGUGACGGCGGACCACAGUCCAGGCGACGCCUCGUCCGUACCACACCAUCCCAAGCCGAGGAAGGAUUCGCUGACGGCUGCGGCGUCGGACAGCGGCAACAGCGAUGCUGCGUCUGCCCCUGCGCGUCCGCUCGCCGCCGUGGGCGCCGUGGGCGAGACGAAGGAUGUCUUCUUAGUGAUGGACUUCUGCCCGUUUGACUUGACCACCUACAUGCGCCGCUACCGCACCACGCCGACUGGUCAGAUUCCGUACUUUCAUGUCACCUCCCGCAACGCACACCCUGGUGCAGCGGCAAACUACGUGGCGCGUGCGAAGUCGAUCGCGUAUCAACUGUUCAACGCCGUCGCCUUCAUGCACGCCAAUCGUGUGCUACACCGCGACUUGAAGACGUCGAAUGUUCUGCUGGACGAUGACGGCUACGUGAAGGUGUGCGACUUUGGACUUGGCCGGCUGUACCGCGAAGGCCAAAGCCUGACGCCGACGGUGGUGACGUUAAUGUACCGUGCCCCUGAGCUGCACCUUGGCGUGGUCGACUACUCGCACAAGAUGGAUGUGUGGUCGCUCGGCUGCAUCCUGGCCGAGCUAUUUCUCCGCCGCCCCCUCUUCCACGCCUCGACCGACAGCAAUCACCUACUCGCCGUGUGCGACGUCAUCGGCAUCCCCACGGAGGAGACAUUCGCCGGGCUUUAUCACCUGCCGCAGACGAAGGUGAUGAUGCAGUCGCUGCCGCGGUGGAAUCGCGUGUCACGACUCGCCGAUCUCUUCAAGCCGGGUGCCACGAUGUCCACGCCUUCGCACGGCGACAUGCCGGUGGCGGCGGAGGCGGCGCUGCUGCCUGCCGAGGGGCUUGAGCUGUUGCAGUCGAUUUUUCAGUGGAACCCGCGUCGUCGACCCUCUGCGGAGGACGUCCUUCGACAUUCGUUUUUCCACACGGAGCCGCUGCCCUGCGCGCCGGCGGAGCUGAUGCACCCUGUCCCAUGGAAAGACGCGGCACCACCGGCAAGCAGCAGCAGCAGCAACACGACGACCUCCCCCAUCGCUGACUGUGCUCCCGGCCACGGCGAUGACGUCGACGGGGGCUCCGCCAUCAUCGGAGGCAGCUGUCCAAGCAGCAGCCGGAGGAAGAGAUGA